Messenger RNA from Ricinus communis (castor bean), 1666 nucleotides. RefSeq lists its product as uncharacterized. The coding region runs from base 92 to 1501 and encodes 469 amino acids. The transcript is spliced from 12 exons. The record is from RefSeq and is a predicted model, not a curated record. NCBI's taxonomy places the organism in Eukaryota, Viridiplantae, Streptophyta, Magnoliopsida, Malpighiales, Euphorbiaceae.
UUCUUUUCUCGUUAUUUUUUGCUUGGCAUUGGUUUGGCGUUAAGAAAGCAGCAAUUAAAAUAAUCAAAUUAGUAGCUGACAGUGUGUGGCCAUGGCAGCAGUAGUGAACUACUGCAAGCCUUCGCCAUUUCUCGGCCAGUUCCCAUCUCUCUCUGGAAAAUCACCAUCCAGACAAAGAGUCAGUAAUUCAUUCCAGGUGCGCAAAAUUAGUGCAUUAUUCUGGGGUUCAAAGAAGUCUGCUCAGCCAAGAGUAUCAGAUUUUUCAGUAGAGGAAUUCACUUUAACAGGGUCAGGCUCAGAGGGAGGCUCAGAAAACCAAGUGAUACCAAAAACGAUAUCAAUUUCUGUGAUUUCUUCCAUCUCUGAGGUCUCGCCAAAUGAUUGGGAUGCCUGCUAUAUGGAUGCUACAGGCCCUGAAAAACUGAAUCCAUUUCUUUCCCAUGGUUUUCUUUCAAGCUUAGAAGAGUCGGGCUGCGCAGUGAAGGAAACCGGAUGGAUGCCCAGCCACAUUGUUGCUAAGGAUGAAUAUGAUAAUAUUUUAGGUGUCGUGCCACUCUAUCUUAAGAGCCAUUCAUAUGGUGAAUUUGUUUUUGAUCAUUCUUGGGCUGAUGCCUAUUACGGCUUUGGAUCAAGAUAUUAUCCAAAGUUCCAAUGCUGUGUACCGUUCACUCCAGUAACUGGUCCUAGGAUUUUAGUCCGAAAUACCUCAUUUAGAGAUCAAGUUUUUGACAUUAUAGUUUCUGCCCUGAAGAAUCUCGCAGUGAAGGCCCAGGUAUCAUCAUUACACAUUACCUUUCCCUCAGAGAAAGAGUGGCACAAACUGAAGGAAGAAGGAUUCCUACAGAGGAUAGGAAUGCAGUACCAUUGGAAAAAUCGUAAUUAUAAGAAUUUUGAUGAGUUCUUGAUGGAUAUGAAGCAAAGUAAAAGGAAAAAUAUUCGUCAAGAGCGGAAAAAGAUUUCAGGACAAAACUUAACUAUGAAGCGGCUCCAGGGUGAUGAAAUAAAGGCUAGACAUUGGGAUUCCUUCUACAACUUCUACAAGAAUACCACUGAUAAUAAGUGGGGCACUCCUUAUCUCACAAGAGAUUUCUUUCACAUCAUGGGAUCAAAGAUGGGAGAUCAAGUAUUGCUUGUCGUUGCUGAAGAAGGGGAUGAACUUGUAGCAGGAGCUCUUAACAUUAUUGGUGGAGACGCCUUGUUCGGGCGUCUAUGGGGAUGUCAUCCAAGAGCCUAUUAUCCUAGCUUGCAUUUUGAAGCAUGCUAUUACCAGGCAAUUGAAGCUGCCAUUGAACUUAAUUUGAGCACAGUUGAAGCAGGAGCUCAAGGUGAGCAUAAAAUUCAGCGCGGUUAUCUACCUGUGACAACUUAUAGCUGCCAUUACCUUAUCGAUGAAGCUUUCAGAAAAGCAAUAGGAGAGUUUCUUGUGCGAGAAUCAUCUCAGGUUCAGCUAGUAAUGAAGCUAAUACAUGAUUCUGGUCCCUUUAAGGAGGGUAUACAUUGAAUUCCACAGCAUUGACUUGCAUGUGAUCUGUGAAUUUCUGCUUUCACAUUGUAUAUAUUUACAAGAACAUCUUUUGCACAUACCUAAUUAGUAAACUAUUCUCAACAAGUGUGCCAUUUAAAAAAAAAAGUCUGAUCAAAUGGAUUAUGAACGUUGUAGAUGCUA